CGGACUGAGCUGCAAACUAGGGUUUCUUUUGUUACGCCUCUGUCAACUUGGAUUCCCCCUUCUUUUCGCGGCCGAGCCUCCAUCACCGAUCAGCGAAAAUGACUAAGAGGACGAAGAAGGCCGGUAUUGUUGGAAAAUAUGGUACCCGCUAUGGUGCUAGUCUCCGUAAACAGAUUAAAAAGAUGGAGGUCAGCCAGCACAGCAAGUACUUCUGCGAGUUUUGUGGGAAGUAUGCAGUGAAGAGAAAGGCCGUAGGAAUAUGGGGCUGCAAGGAUUGUGGGAAGGUCAAAGCGGGCGGGGCAUAUACCUUGAACACUGCUAGUGCCGUGACGGUGAGAAGCACAAUCAGAAGACUCAGGGAGCAAACUGAGAGUUAAGCCAUCACAAGUUUCUGUCUGAAUUUUGAGAUUAGACUCAUCACUUAUGUAGUCAUUUUUCCAUUUUGCUUGCAUUUUUUGGGUUAUUUUCAGACAACUAUGACAAAUCUUCUGCCUCAAUGGAUUUUAAACAAUUAUGACAAUUUUUCCCUUCCUACCAAAAAAAAAAAAA
Molecule: messenger RNA, 549 nt
Organism: Ipomoea nil (Japanese morning glory)
Lineage: Eukaryota; Viridiplantae; Streptophyta; Magnoliopsida; Solanales; Convolvulaceae
Product: 60S ribosomal protein L37a
Exons: 5
Coding region: 99-377 (92 amino acids)
Biological process (GO): translation
Cellular component (GO): ribosome
Molecular function (GO): structural constituent of ribosome
Source: RefSeq, a predicted model, not a curated record